AUGUAUAUCAAAAGAAAUGAAAAACAGCUUAUUGAAGCACUUGAAAGUUUCAGUACAUGUGAUAUCAGUGAUGGAUUAUUAAAUGUCUAUAAGAUUCGCAAUGGUGGAUAUAUUCCCAAUGUGGAGCCUAGAUCGUUGCCAAAGGAUAAUAAAGGGAAAAGUAUCGUUGGCAGAGCAUAUACAGUAAAGUAUGUAUCUAAGUUUGAUUCCAAAUAUAUCGAGACUGCAUCUACAAAUUAUGCAGAUAAGAUCAGUGAGGGUUCUAUUCUUGUUAGCAGGUUCAGUGAAGAUUUACAAUUGGAAGUAGCACCAUAUGUGCGACCUAUAAUGGCAAUCUUUGGUGGGUUAAAUGCGACAAGGGCCCAAUAUUUGAAAUGUCGUGGUGCUGUUAUAUUAGGUAGAGUUCGUGAUGUUAGAGAAUUACAAGAGAUGAGUUUCCCAGUGUACAGCUAUGGCGUUUCCUCAUGUUCAAGUAAUUCAAACCUAAAACCGAUAAGUACAGAAAAAACCUUACAUAUACUUACAUCUGAUAGGAACAGAAUAAGUGUGAAUUCAGGUGAUCUAAUUAUAAUGGAUGAGAAUGGUGUUGUCUGUGUCCCAUGCACCUCAGGGGUUGAUUUUGACAAUUUGAUUGAAUAUAUUGAGAAAUCCAUUAAAGUUGACAAAUUGAUAUUAAAGGAUAUUAAAGAGGGGAAGUGUAUCAAAUCAUCUAAAUCAGAAAGAAGAAAUGUAUUAAAAGAAAUGUUUAAAUAA
Messenger RNA from Arxiozyma heterogenica, 753 nucleotides. Its product is annotated as bifunctional 4-hydroxy-4-methyl-2-oxoglutarate aldolase/oxaloacetate decarboxylase. The transcript has a single exon. Gene Ontology annotation, molecular function: oxaloacetate decarboxylase activity; 4-hydroxy-4-methyl-2-oxoglutarate aldolase activity. Lineage: Eukaryota; Fungi; Ascomycota; Saccharomycetes; Saccharomycetales; Saccharomycetaceae. The coding region runs from base 1 to 753 and encodes 250 amino acids. The record is from RefSeq and is a predicted model, not a curated record.